UGCUGAGGCAUUGCGCCUCUUAUCGUUUAUAUUUUGAUAUGGCCCUGGGAGGUACGUCAAGAGCCAUGUCAUCUCUCAUCAUCCCGCUACCCAAGAAUGACAUGACUGUUGAACCUAAAACUCCUUCGUCUGACAACCUUUGGGAAUGGACAGUUGAACUCCGAGUCAAAGAAUAUUCGUUCUUGGAAAUGGAAGUGGAAGUGUUUUGUACUGCUGCUAAUAAGAAGAGUCCGUCAUCAACAAGACCAUUUCAUUGGGGAGGCUCCAUUAGCUGCUCCUGUUAUGGCAAGGACGAAUCAGGAAUUAUUUCACGAUGUAUUCAAAGUACCGGGAACCUGGAGAUGGGGUGGCGUCAGCCCAACAUUCCCUUUCAAUGCUGUACUUUUACUUAUGACCCAAGAAUAUUUCCCAACGAUCUUCAAAUUACCCUUAGUCUGCAAGCGACUAAAACCCAAUUGGCUCCAGUGGCAAAAGUGGCACUAAAGCGGAAACCCUCUGUAUCCGGUACUGUCUGCAAAAGUCUUGGCUCACUGUUGCACUCAGGACUGUUCUCUGACGUUAACCUUAUUUGCCCUGAUGGGGAGAAAAUUCCUGCCCAUCGGUGUAUCCUGGCUGCCCGCAGCGAAUACUUUAAAACAAAGUUCAAGCCUGAAUGGGAUGGACACGAUGUUGAGAUCAGUGUGGAUCCACCUGUCCUGAAGGAGAUGCUCAGGUACAUCUACACAGAUCUUCUUGGAGAUAAUAUUGAUCUGGUCAAACUUCUGGUAGCUGCAGACAUGUAUCUGGUCUCAGAUUUGUGUGACGAGCUCACAGAGCGUCUAAAGCAAAAUUUGCGAUCUAAUAGCAAGCCUGCUGCAUCAGUCUGCUGUGACUUGUUAAAAUCAAGUGCCACACCCAACAGUCCGUCUCUCUGGAAUGUUGUACUUCAUUACUUGAAAUCACACCGCCAUCAGGUGUUGAAGUCUAAAGAGUGGGCCGAAUUUCAGGUAGCCAACCGCCAGGCGGCUGCCGAAGCUGUGCUCGACAUGUACAACCUUCCUGACUCUGAUUCUGAAACUGAUUCCGAUUCCGAUUCCGAUUCCGAUUAGUUGUCUAUUAAGCAGGUAUUUUCUUAACUACCAACUGUAUUGCAGAAGUUCAAUUCUUUUUGCAUUUUAAUAACAAGUAAAUUUUUCAAAAAAAUCUA
This is a messenger RNA of Frankliniella occidentalis (western flower thrips), 1186 nucleotides long. RefSeq lists its product as uncharacterized. Gene Ontology annotation, molecular function: ubiquitin protein ligase binding. Lineage: Eukaryota; Metazoa; Arthropoda; Insecta; Thysanoptera; Thripidae. The record is from RefSeq and is a predicted model, not a curated record. Gene Ontology annotation, biological process: regulation of proteolysis; proteasome-mediated ubiquitin-dependent protein catabolic process. Gene Ontology annotation, cellular component: cytoplasm; nucleus.